Macaca mulatta (Rhesus monkey) is the source of this 883-nucleotide messenger RNA. Lineage: Eukaryota; Metazoa; Chordata; Mammalia; Primates; Cercopithecidae. The record is from RefSeq and is a predicted model, not a curated record.
UGCCCACAGCACCUCAGGCACUCACUCACACACACACACACACACACACUCACGCACACACACCCCCGGCUCAACCCCCAGUAUGGCCGCAUCCACCAUGUCCCUCUGCUCCAGUGAUCUGAGCUAUAGCAGCCGGGUCUGCCUGCCCAGAUCCGGUGACUCUUGCACUGAUUCCUCCUGGCAGGUGGACGACUGCCCAGAGAGCUGCUGUGAGCCCCCCUGCUGCGCCCCCAGCUGCUGCGCCCCAGCCCCCUGCCUGACCCUGGUCUGCACCCCAGUGAGCUGUGUGUCCAGCCCCUGCUGCCAGGUGGUCUGUGAGCCCAGCCCCUGCCAAUCAGGCUGCACCAGCUCCUGCACGUCCUCGUGCUGCCAGCAGUCUAGCCGCCAGCCGGCUUGCUGCACCUCCUCCCCCUGCCAGCAGGCCUGCUGUGUGCCCGUCUGCUGCAAGCCUCAGGCCUGCUAUGUGCCCGUCUGCUGCAAGCUUGUGUGCUGUGUGCCUGUCUGCUGUGGGGCUUCCUCAUGCUGCCAGCAGUCUAGCUGCCAGCCAGUUUGCUGUGCCUCUUCCUCCUGCCAGCAGGCCUGCUGUGUGCCUGUCUGCUGCAAGCCCGUCUGCUGCAAGUCCUUCUGCUGUGUGCCUGUGUGCUCUGGGGCUUCCUCACUGUGCUGCCAGCAGUCUAGCUGCCGGCCGGCUUGCUGCACCACCUCCUGCUGCAGACCCUCCUCCUCUGUGUCCCUCCUCUGCCGCCCCGUGUGCAGCUCCACCGGCUGCGUGCCCGUCCCCUCCUGCUGUGCCCCCACCUCCUCCUGCCAGCCCAGCUGCUGCCGCCCGGCCUCCUGCGUGUCCCUCCUUUGCCGCCCCACGUGCUCCCGCCCGGCCUGCUGA